UAAUAUAUUUUAUGUUCUAAGAUAAUAUUUGGGAAUGUGUUUAAUAAAAUGGUAUGCCAACACCAAAAAGUGGACAUUGUUGUUGUGUAGUGGCAAAUAAUUUUUAUGUUUUCGGAGGGCAAUCAAACACUGAAAUAUUGAAUGAAUUUCAUAGAUUUAAUCUAGAAGAUAAAACUUGGAGUAAAUUAAAGAGCGAUUCAUAACCAAAUGGAAGAAGUUCAGCAGGAAUGUGUGGAGUUGAUGAUAUUAAAAAAAUAUAUUUAUUUGGAGGCACAUUAUUGAUAGUUGAAAAAACAAGUAAAAAGUAUAAUUAUUCUUUAAAUCAUCUAGUGAUCUCUAUGAAUAUGAUAUUCAAAAAAAUAAUUGGAAUAUAGUAAUGUCUUAAACUCAAGGACCAUGUGAUAGAUAUGGUCAUUCUAUGAUAAUAUCAAAUUAGUAAUUAAUAAUAAUAUUCUAUUGUUUAGUUAGAUAUUUAUUUUUGGAGGUGUUCACUAUGUUAAAGUAUAAAAUAGAAUGAAUCCUGAGUUUUUAAAUGAUUUAUGGGUCUUUUCUUUAAUAGAUAAAAUUUGGAAAAAACUUGAUGUAUUAUAAAAUUCAUUACCAAGCUUAGGGCAUAAAUUUAACCAUAAGCUAGAUAUAGACACACUACUGCUAUUAUUGGCAAUGAACUUUAUAUUAUUGGUGGUACUACAAAUUAAAACCGUUAUGGACAAAUUGUGAAAACUGAUUUUUCCAAUAUGACAUGGCAAUUUUUAGAGUUGGAAGCACUAAAAAAUAAAUCAAAAAAAAAUUUAUUCAAAGGUAGAUAUGGACAUGCUUGUUUUGUUAUAGAAAAUAUGGUUUACAUAUAUAGUGGUUAAGAUGAUGGAUUAUGUGAUGAUGCAUUAUAAUUAGAUGUUAUCUAAAAUAAAUGGAAGAGUAAAAAAUUUAGAGGGAAUAUACCUUCUCGUGAAUUCUUUAGUUUUGCCUAAACCUCAAAUCAAUUAUUCAUUUUCGGAGGAAGAAGCUAAUAGAAUCAAAGAUUAAAUGAUCUAUAUGUAUGGAAUCAUAACUUAAGAUAAGAAGAAUAAUAGUAUUGUACUUUACGAUAAGAUAUAGUAAUUAUCAAAUUUAAUUAAUAGUAUUCUUUAUUGGAAAUGAAUUAAAAUUGUAGUGAUUUGACCAUAUAUACCAAAAGUAGUACAUAAUUUGCUUUACAUAAAAGUUUUAUUUCGAUUAGAUGCCCUAUACUAUUAUAAAAUCAAAACCUCCAAUUUUCUGAUAUUUUGGUUUAAAUCUUAAUAAAAUAUAUUUACAAAGGUGAAAUCACAUUAGACUUGCUGAGUAAAGUAGAAAUUAGAGAGACUUUAUAGUUUUGUGUUUUUUUGUAGGAUGAUAUAUUUGCUUCAGCAAUUAUUUAAUAUUUUUUGAUUGAUUGUAGAGGAUAAAGUGAUUAUGAUUUCAUUGAAAAAGAGUUGUAACAACUUUAAAAUAAAGGGAAUGUUAGUGCUUAAAUUAAUUUUUUAUUGAAAAGUGUUUUAUAAAUGUUAGAAUAGCGAAAACAAAAAUAAUUUAUAAAUUUAUUUCAAUAAUAAAGAAUUAUCUUUAAUAAUAUUUAGAAUUAAAUUGUUGUUAAGUUUUAUUCAGAUAUGAGAAAAUUAUAAUAUCAUUCUGAAACUGAUACAGUAAUAAUUGCAUAAGAAAAAUAAAUAAAUGUUCAUUCAUUUUUGUUGGUUGCAAGAUCAGAAUAUUUUCGAGAAAUGAUUAAUUUUUAAAAUGGAGUUAUUUAACAGGUCUAAGUUGAUUUCGAUCCAUAGAUCUUAUAAAAUAUAAUUAACUAUUUAUAUUGUGGAUAUUAAGCUUUACAAAGAUAAAAUGAGGGAAAUUUCGAUCAUUUAAUUAAUGCAUAUAAAGCAUCAAGUUAUUUUAUGUUAAAUAAUUAAACAUUUUUAUAUUUGAUUUAAGAAGGAAUGGCUGAAUUUAUUAGUAAAGAAAAUGUAUUUGAUUUGGCUGAGAUAGCAGAAUAGAUAAAUGCAACAUUUUUAUUGUAUGAAUGUUGUACCUUUAUUUCUGAAAAUUUAAAAGGUGUAUCUUUAACAGAAUUGAGAAAAUUAUCAAAAGAAGUAUUAAUUCGUGUUAUAGAAGUAAUUGGAUAGAAAUAAUGA
This is a messenger RNA of Paramecium sonneborni, 2144 nucleotides long. NCBI's taxonomy places the organism in Eukaryota, Ciliophora, Oligohymenophorea, Peniculida, Parameciidae. The record is from the annotation of a GenBank genome assembly.